Pygoscelis adeliae (Adelie penguin) is the source of this 735-nucleotide messenger RNA. It is a transcript of the gene GINS4, whose product is annotated as GINS complex subunit 4 (Sld5 homolog). The coding region runs from base 18 to 722 and encodes 234 amino acids. The transcript has 8 exons. Gene Ontology annotation, cellular component: GINS complex. Lineage: Eukaryota; Metazoa; Chordata; Aves; Sphenisciformes; Spheniscidae. The record is from RefSeq and is a predicted model, not a curated record. Gene Ontology annotation, biological process: DNA-templated DNA replication; double-strand break repair via break-induced replication.
UGUUAUUGCAUCUGUCAAUGCUCACCGGAAGAGGGGGGGGUCUAUUCAAUCAUAAAACAGCCUGGCUGAAUGAGAAGUUUGCCCCAGAGCUGUUGGAGAGCAAACCUGAGAUCAUUGAGUGUGUUGUGGAGCAGUUGGACCAUAUGGAGGCAAACCUGAAACGGGCAAAGAGAGGAGACUUGAAGGUCAGCGUUCACCGCAUGGAGAUUGAAAGGAUCCGUUACGUGCUCAGCAGCUACUUGCGAUGUAGGCUUGUGAAGAUAGAGAAGUUUUUCCCCCAUGUCCUGGAGAAGGAGAAGUCUCGAGCCGAAGGGGAGCCUUCUAUUCUAUCACCGGAGGAGUUUGCCUUUGCUAAAGAGUACAUGGCAAACACAGAGACUUAUCUGAAAAACGUGGCCCUAAAACACAUGCCGCCCAACCUGCAGAAAGUCUCUCUCCUAAAAUCAGUUCCGAAGCCCAACCUGGACUCCUUUGUGUUUCUGAGGGUGUUGGAGCGUCAGGAGAACAUCCUGGUCGAACCAGAGACAGAUGAGCAGAGAGAGUACACCAUCGACCUGGAGAAGGGCUCACAGCAUCUGAUCCGGUACAAGACCAUUGCCCCGCUGGUGGCCUCGGGAGCGGUGCACUCAUCUGAGGGGGCAAGCGGCUUUUCCAGGUGUAUAGCGCGAGGGCCAUCGCCCCCCCAGCCGUGCCCGUGGACCUGGCCAUGCGGCUCUGCCUGAGCCACUCGCCCCC